Messenger RNA from Drosophila pseudoobscura, 2199 nucleotides. RefSeq names its product nervana 3 (gene nrv3). Gene Ontology annotation, cellular component: sodium:potassium-exchanging ATPase complex. Gene Ontology annotation, molecular function: ATPase activator activity. The record is from RefSeq and is a predicted model, not a curated record. The coding region runs from base 570 to 1511 and encodes 313 amino acids. Gene Ontology annotation, biological process: sodium ion export across plasma membrane; potassium ion import across plasma membrane; intracellular potassium ion homeostasis. Lineage: Eukaryota; Metazoa; Arthropoda; Insecta; Diptera; Drosophilidae. The transcript has 9 exons.
UCGUCGAUGGCCUGGCACUAUCAUUGGCGUUUUAACUGUGGACGGUUGCUACUCGCACUCGCUGGCGGAUUAACGGCAUAGAUAUACAUACAUAUAUGUACACAUGCAGCUACAUAUAUAUAUCUAUAUAUCUGGAGCUAUUAUGUGCAAGUCUGCGUAGAGAGAAGGGAGAGGCGUUCAACAAACAACAAAAAAACACCCAUUCUUAACGAAAUUUAGCGCAAAUCUAAACCAAAAUACUGCUACGAACAUUCCAAACAUAAAAAUCAACCAACAAAAAACCGAUAAAAUGUUGUACCAACGCAGUUGAUUAAGAAAAACUCACCCAAAAAAAACCAAAAUCAACACCAAUAAAUCUAUAUAUAUAAAUAAUUAAAAAUAUAUAAUAUAUUCAUAAUCGAUAAGCGUUCAACCUUAAGCCCACAAGAAAAAUAGCUUAAACAAAGAACUAGCUUUAUAGACAGGACACCCUCCUACAACAACAACCAAACACACAAAACCAAAGUGACAAAAACCAAUUAAAACCAAAUUCUCAAGUAAAACCCGAUAAAAAAAGAAAAGCAGUAAAAAUGGCCGACAAGAAAAUUGGUGAAUAUUACACGCCGCCGGUAAAAAUGGGCAAAUGGGAGGGUUUCAAAAAAUUCCUAUGGAACAGUGAAACUAGCCAAUGCCUUGGACGUACCGGUUCCAGUUGGGCAAAAAUUCUACUAUUCUACAUAAUAUUUUAUGCGGCGUUAACUGGAUUCUUUGCUGCCAUAUUUACGGUGUUCUAUCAAACGUUGGACAGUGAGAAGCCCAAAUGGAUGCUCGACAAUGGUUUGAUUGGAUCCAAUCCAGGUCUUGGCUUCCGACCAAUGCCCCCAGAGGCGAAUGUUGAGAGCACUUUAGUCUGGUACGAGUCAUCGAAGAAGGACAACUACCAGUACUGGGUCGAUGAAACUGCACGAUUUCUGAAAUAUCACACUUACGAGGACGAGGAUAAACAGAACCAUGUGAACUGCUCCUUCGAGCAUCCCCCACCAGAGGGCAAGGUGUGCGGUGUCGAGGCCUCCAGCUUUGCUCCCUGCACAAUUGAGAAUAACUUUGGCUAUCAUGUGGCCCGGCCCUGCAUAUUCCUCAAGUUGAAUAAGAUUUACAACUGGAUACCAGAGAUUUACAACGACUCAAAAACUUUGCCCAACCACAUGCCCGAUGAGUUGAAGCAGCACAUCAAGGAGAAGCAACAGCUGCGACCAAAUGAGACUGGCGUCGUUUGGGUGUCCUGCGAGGGUGAGAAUCCCGCCGAUGUUGAGAACAUUAAGGCUCGCGAUUACUAUCCACGCAUGGGUUUCCCACGUUUCUAUUUCCCCUUCAAAAAUAUUAACGGCUACAUACCGCCAAUUGUCGCUGUACAGUUCACUGUCGAAACCGGCGUCUUGAUCAACAUUGAGUGCAAAGCCUGGGCCCGCAACAUCAACCACGAUCGCUCGGACAGGAGAGGAUCCGUCCAUUUCGAGUUGAUGGUCGACUAAGAGAAGCGUUAAUCAUCUUGGAGCAGCAGCGGCGGAGAAAGCAGCGAAGGGAAGCGAACAAGGAGAAGGGAGGAGAGUGUUUAAGAAGGAGAAAUAGAAGCAACAAGAACAACAAACCACACACACACACAAAGCAAAAGCAAAAGCAAAAGAAAAUGAUAAUGAAAAAAAGAAAAUGAAAACGAAAACGAAAAAGCAUGAAAAGAGAGAGCAAAUGUAGCAGCAAAGCGUAAGCGAAAAGUUUAACAAGUACAGCAACAACCAAAGAGAACACUAAAAAAUGCUACAAGAAGAAAAGAAAAGCCCUAAAAUAAAAGAAAUACAAAAACCUAGCGCUAAAAGAAAAGCAAAACCAAAAAAGAUAAAAAAAAACCUACCCAACGCUAACAAAAAUGAACGCCCCACACACACCCACACAGCCACACUCACAGAUACACCAAACACACGAAUACAAAAGGAAAAACCCUUAAUUUGUUAGGACAAUUUUUAUUUAGUUAACAAUUUAGGCAAAGAAAACGGAAAAGCGAAAAACAAAAUAAUUGGCAGGCCACAUAAUUUAGCGCAAAUAUUCUAUUAUCAUUGAUAAAUAAUGACAAGAAAACACGGAAGCGUAAACUUAAAUAAAAAUAAAAAAUUGUUGUUAACAAAUUCUUCUUGGUUUUUUGGUGUAAUUUUUAACAAAAAAAAA